Trichophyton benhamiae CBS 112371 is the source of this 1983-nucleotide messenger RNA. Its product is annotated as serine palmitoyltransferase 1, putative. Gene Ontology annotation, molecular function: pyridoxal phosphate binding; serine C-palmitoyltransferase activity. The record is from RefSeq and is a predicted model, not a curated record. The coding region runs from base 1 to 1983 and encodes 660 amino acids. Gene Ontology annotation, cellular component: serine palmitoyltransferase complex. NCBI's taxonomy places the organism in Eukaryota, Fungi, Ascomycota, Eurotiomycetes, Onygenales, Arthrodermataceae. Gene Ontology annotation, biological process: sphingosine biosynthetic process; ceramide biosynthetic process. The transcript has a single exon.
AUGCCGCGUCAACCUACAGACCUUCCUUCAGCAAACCUAUCCGAUCUACCUCCGUUUCCUCCCACUGCCGGGAGAGACGGCCCCAUUCCUACACGACCUACGGCCUCGAAACCAAGCAGAUUCAGUCAGCUCUUUUCUACCUCUCCUAGGCCCCCAAAGACUGCCUCGACCGAGCAACCUAUAUCACAGUCCUUACCUAUGAUCUCUGUAUCCGGUGCUACCGCGGACGGUAACACCAUGGAUUCCGCUCCUAAGACGAUCUUUCAGCCCCCUUCCACCGAGGAUGCUCGCCGUAUAGCCAGGCAGCAUGCCCAAUUCGGUCCUCUCGGCCACCCUUCUCAUAGAUAUGUCUCCAAGCAUUAUGGAGGCCAAUUCCCUGAACCAGUCAUGGACGAACCUCCAUACUACUACCUCCUCACAACUUACAUCAGUUACCUAAUCUUAAUAGCAUUUGGACAUGUGCGUGAUUUCUUCGGAAAGCGGUUCCAGAGCGAGAAUUACCGUCACCUGAAACCACAAAACGGCUAUGCGGCCCUGAAUAGCGAUUUUGACAAUUUCUAUGUGCGCCGUUUGAAGUUGAGAAUCAACGAUUGCUUUGAACGACCUGUCACUGGCGUGCCUGGAAGGUUUAUCACUCUGAUUGACCGUGUCAGUGAUGACCAGAACCGCCAUUUUCGCUUCACCGGCACCUAUACUGAUACUCUGAACAUGAGUUCGUACAACUAUCUUGGCUUUGCGCAAUCUGAAGGCCCUUGUGCGGACGCGGUCGAAGAAACCAUCAGAAAAUACGGAAUUAGUUCUGUCAGCACCAGAAGCGAAGUUGGCACCCAGGACCUUCACCUUGAAGUUGAAGAUCUCGUUGCUAAGUUCGUUGGCAAGGAGGCUACGAUGGUUUUCUCUAUGGGAUUCGGAACCAAUGCAAGCAUUUUUUCUGCACUUGUAUCAAAGGGCUGCUUGAUCAUUUCGGAUGAGUUGAACCAUGCCUCGAUCCGAUUCGGUACUAGAUUGUCUGGCGCUUCUAUCACAACCUUCAAGCACAACGACGUCAGAGCCCUCGAGAAGCGACUGCGGGAGGCAAUCUCUCAAGGUCAGCCCCGAACACACCGACCAUGGAAGAAAAUCCUUGUGGUAGUCGAGGGUCUCUACUCGAUGGAAGGCUCCUUGUGCAACCUUCCCGGGAUACUUGCCCUGAAGAAGAAAUACAAGUUCAAUCUCUUCAUCGAUGAAGCCCACUCCAUUGGUGCUAUUGGUCCCCGGGGACGCGGAAUUUGUGAUUUCUUCGGCAUUGAUACCAAGCACGUCGAUAUCCUCAUGGGAACCCUGACCAAAUCAUUCGGUGCAAAUGGAGGAUACAUAGCCGCCGACAAGGUCAUCAUCGACAAGCUUCGAGCUACUAACCCUGCUGUCUUCUAUGGUGAGGCCCCAACGCCGCCAGUCCUUGCUCAGAUCUCUUCCUCUCUGAGAAUCAUCACUGGAGAGCUUAUCCCUGGUCAAGGUGAAGAACGACUUCAGCGAUUGGCUUUCAACUCGCGUUAUCUCCGCCUGGGGUUGAAACGGCUCGGUUUCAUCGUCUACGGAAAUGAUGAUUCCCCUGUAAUUCCGCUUCUGCUCUUCAAUCCCGCCAAAAUGCCCGCGUUCUCACACGAGAUGUUAAAGCGCAAGAUCUCGGUUGUCAUUGUUGGGUAUCCUGCUACGCCACUUGUCUCUUCCCGUGCCAGAUUCUGUGUCUCCGCCGCCCACACCAAGGAUGAUCUCGACCGACUGCUCGCCGCAUGUGAUGAGAUCGGGAACAUUCUGCAGCUUAAGUUCUCCAGCGGCGUUGCUGGGGGCGCCCUUCCACCUCCUGACGGCAUGACUCCAGAAAUGGAAGCCGAAUGGUACCGUCAGCAAGCAGCCUCUUCCAAGGAACCCACUCCUCCACGGUGGAGGUACGAAGAUGUCAUCGCUAGAGGUGUCCAGGAUACCAAGCGUCCAUUACGAUAG